GUAGUAUGAUCCGGCCCGACCCGAUUAGUUUUGAUGUCUGCAGAUUCCGAUUAAUUUCAGAUCUAUUUUCUUCUUCGUCUUCAGAUUUUUCGAGAUGCUUUAUGAUUCGCACAAUUCUUCGUCUUGUUUCUUGGUAAUCAAACAAAUCGCCUUUUUUAGUUUUUGAUCUUUUGAUUGCACGGUCGAGGUCGAACACAGGGGAUUGACAAUGGGAUUCUUGGUGACGUCCCUGAUUUUCGCCGUGAUUGGAGUCAUCGGAUGUUUUUGCACCUUAAUUUGCUGUAACAGAGGCGCUUCGACUAAUUUGUUUCACCUUACUUUGAUAAUUACUGCAACAAUAUGCUGCUGGAUGAUGUGGGCAAUUGUAUAUCUUGCACAAAUGAAGCCACUUAUUGUUCCCAUUCUGAAUGACUCCGAGUGAAGUGAUUAUUUUGGGAACUUCUACUAGUUGUCUUAUGAAUUAAAAUCAUCAUGGGGGUUGCUGCUGAUCAACCCUAAGAUAUGUAAUAUUUUUCAGAUUCCAUGUACCUAUGUUGCAUUUCCAGGUUGAAUCUGUGCAAUUCAUAAUUUGAAGAAAACCUUCAAUUGGGUUCUGUAUUUUGUGUUUCCUGAGUGUUGUUUUUUCUGAAUUACUUUCCGUUCAUUUUUUUGGGAAGAUCGACAGCUAUUUAUUACAGAUCUCCAUUUGUGAAUUA
Benincasa hispida (wax gourd) is the source of this 695-nucleotide messenger RNA. Its product is annotated as V-type proton ATPase subunit e1-like. The record is from RefSeq and is a predicted model, not a curated record. Lineage: Eukaryota; Viridiplantae; Streptophyta; Magnoliopsida; Cucurbitales; Cucurbitaceae. Gene Ontology annotation, cellular component: proton-transporting V-type ATPase, V0 domain. Gene Ontology annotation, biological process: proton transmembrane transport. Gene Ontology annotation, molecular function: proton-transporting ATPase activity, rotational mechanism.